This is a messenger RNA of Angiostrongylus costaricensis, 1500 nucleotides long. Lineage: Eukaryota; Metazoa; Nematoda; Chromadorea; Rhabditida; Metastrongylidae. The record is from the annotation of a GenBank genome assembly.
AUGAGAGGGUUCGGUUUCGUCGUUGUUGUCGCAAUCUACGUGGUGGAAUCGAAUCGUUACGCGGAGCAGUUGUACGAGGACUUGCUGUACUAUUACAACAAAAACGUUCGACCGGUGAAGAAUGCGAGUGAGAGUAUAAAAGUGAAAUUCGGCGCUUCACUCAUUCGCAUUAUUGACGUGGAUGAAGUCAACCAAGUACUGACGACGAAUUUAUGGCUGGAAAUGCAGUGGUUUGACUACAAACUCUCCUGGGAUCCAACACGCUGGGGUGGAAUAAAGAAGCUGCAUAUACCAUCGGAUCAGAUUUGGAUCCCGGACAUACUUCUGUACAACAAUGCGGAUGGGGAACCUCACAUCACUAUAAUGAGCGAUGCACUUGUCUACCACAACGGUCUUAUAGUUUGGAAGCCACCGAGCAUCUAUAAAUCAUUUUGUCCUAUAAAUAUCGAAUACUUUCCUUACGAUUCCCAGUCUUGUUCGCUCAAAUUCGGUGGAUGGAGUUACAACGGUUUUCUCCUUGAUGUACGCCAGUUGCCGAGAUUAUGUCGGAAGGUCGCUAUUCGAUCUUACAUCUUGUUCACAACGAGUUUCAGAAGCCUUGAGUGGGACCUCAUGUCUUUAACUUCUCAGCGCCACGAACAACUGUACCCAGGUUGUUGCGGACAAGACUUCUACAUUGACGUCACGUUCGACAUCGCUUUAAGAAGGAAAACUUUAUUCUACACGGUCAACUUGGUUAUUCCAUGCAUGCUUAUAGCUAUUCUGACGACCUUUGUAUUCUACAUUCCACCUAUUGAACACAAAAUGACCUUCUCAAUUUCGAUACUGGUAUCGCUCACAGUUUUCUACCUGGUUUUGAUCGAACUGAUCCCACCUACGUCUCUUGUAAUUCCCCUCAUCGGCAGAUACCUUCUGUUCACGAUGUUUCUGGUCGCCAUGUCGAUUUUGCUAUCAGUGCUCUCCCUAAAUUACUACAGACGAGAUGGAUCUGCACAUCCAAUGCCUCACUGGAUGCAAGCAGUGUUCAUAGAAACUUUUCCAAAAUACAUUGGCAUUAAAAAAGCGGAAGAGGAUGAGGUUAGCGACCGCGGAAGCAGCACGUCGGCCGUUCCGCCCUCGAUCGAAGAUGGGCAAAAACUGUCGCAGCUCGCCCAUCUUCGAGGAAUGCACCCCGAUUUAAUUAGAAGGAUGAUCGACAAUGUUUCGUUUAUUGCAGAUCAUUUCAAAGCGAUGAAAAAGGAAGACAAGAUAUCUUCCGACUGGUCAUAUGUAGCAAAUGUUAUCGACAGGUUGGUACUCAUCGUAUUCACCUUCGUUAACGUCGUCGGAACAGUUCUCAUCAUCCAAAAUUCGCCUAUGUUGUUUGAUCAAACUGAGCCAAUGAAAAUUGUGAGUUCUUCACUUGGCACCUCAUUGGAACAUGUUGCAUUUUUCUGUAAACAUUUUUUUCUGCUCAAGCUGCAAUACCAAACAAGGCGCUUCUAUCAUUUUUUAGCGUAA